AUGUGCACCAGAGCCUGUCCCGCUGCAUUUUCAUCCAAGUUUUGUAGGAUAUCUCGAAUAGCUCGAUGCCUGAUAGAGUUCAGGUGUAGAUUCGGAAAUAAGGAUGCGAUGGAAAGCAAGAUACUCUCUUCUUCUAGGCUGAUGUGCUUGAGUCCACCCCAGGUCGAAGGAAAUGUGACUCUCCGUCUGAUGGCACAAGGGAUGCAAUUGAACAACAAUGCCAUGCUUUUCGAGUAUCAGAAGGUCUUCAACCUAUACAGCUUCACGCCUCAGUCAUUCUUGGCGGGAUACGAGGUGAAUGUGACCAUCAUUGGGUCUGCAUUCAUGAGAUACUCUGAGUACCAAUGCGUUUUAGGAAAACAUGAGGUUCGUGCCGCAUGGCUGUCCUCAUCAUGUUUGGUAUGUAAGUCAGGGAUCCACCGAGAGGCAUCAUGGAUCGCCUUGAGCAUCUGCACGGGCAACAUUUCACAAUCUUGCGUCGUCAUGAAGCACAAAGCUCGCGUUUCCCCCAGGCCUGAAGUACAGAGCAUCAAACCAUCCAAUGGGCCAUCGCUCGGUGGGACGAGAUUGACGAUCUUUGGAAAAUACCUUGAUUUGAUCAAUGCCAAGUGCACUUUUGGAUUUGCAGGUACAACUCCAGCAAGAGCAGAGACUUCGUCGCUUGCUACCUGUAUCACCCCUUGUACAGAUCCGGGGAUCGAAAGCUUUGGGUAUGGGUUUGAGCUAUGGGAGUACUUAGGUCCCUUGACGUAUACAUUCAUCAGCGAAACUACAAUUCUUAGUGCAAGCCCAACUUAUGCAGUCUUAUGCAAGAAUGAAGCGAUCACGGUGCAUGGAUUCAACUUCGACGCAAAAACAAGCUCGUGUUACAUGAAUGAUAUGAGGACAACACUACGACUUCUGGACCAGUACACUGCUAUUUGUACUUUGCCUUGUCUGGAAGAAUUUCUGGGUAGAAUAGUACUGAGGCAGCUCCCCGAUAGCUAUCUCACCGACAAGAUCUCCACUCCAAGGAGGUAUUCGUAUUAG
Molecule: messenger RNA, 1029 nt
Organism: Guillardia theta CCMP2712
Lineage: Eukaryota; Cryptophyceae; Pyrenomonadales; Geminigeraceae
Exons: 3
Coding region: 1-1029 (342 amino acids)
Source: RefSeq, a predicted model, not a curated record